GUCCGUAAUCUUGGAUCUGAUCAGCUCCUAGACCUCCCCUCCCCUCCCCUCCUUGCGUCACACACGGCGAUUCUUCAAUUAAUGGCCUUCAUAAAUCCCGCUGCUGCCCAAACUCGAGUGGAUGUGCUGCAGGCUAGUCGAAGCUGGCAAUUAUUUUAUACGCUAGGUGCGUCGCUCUCACGAGCCGCCGCCACAGCAUCAUGCUGGGACAAGGCCUGGACACCUGGUUAGUUAGUCCAUCGACGGCUACUGGGCAGGCGCGACGUGAACAUCAUUGCUUUCACGUCCUAGGCUGGAAUCGUCUCUAAACUUGAUUCGCAAGCGCAAUCGCGAUCGCCAUCAUCGCAAACAUGCCGCGGACCCCAACAUGGGCCUUGGAACGACGCCAAAUAGUGCCAUUGGGUUCACAGCCUGGACGAACCCCGACGAGCUGUGAUGGACGUGUAACCGGAUGGUGAAAUGUGAGCCUUUCUGUAACCUAGAGCGCGGAGCGUGUACUAGUGCGGAAGUUGGGGGGGGUCAACGCACGGGAACUGCGGAGAGGGAGGAACGUGCGAUAAGGAAAGGCGCGGUAAAGCGGGUCGACAUUUACCCGUUAGCUGUUUUGCGCGGAGAGCAUCGGGGGAACCUUCGUCCGCCAUGGCUCAUUGUAUUGUACUCCUCUCGCCACGCCUAUCCCUUUCCCCAACCCUCUGUCGCCCACACUCACGCGCCGCAUUCCGUGGCCCAGCCAGCCAGCCAGCCAACUUCCCCCAAUUGCUCGUACGGCGGCAUUGCGAGUUCGGGUAGUACCCGUCGGGCGCGACGAUCCUGGCUCCAUACUCGGACGUGGCGAGUAUUGCCACUACAUACUUGUUCUCGCCAUCGGCGCCAUUGCGGCAUUUUGUUGCGAUCAUCGGCAUUCUUCCGUCCCUCGACUCGAGCGUCCAGCUUCUAGCAGGUAGCAGGUAGCAGUCCGGGUCCGUCCCUCCCUUCCGGUCACUCCCUCCCUCCCUCCCUUCCACUCACUCCCUCCGUCCCUCCCUCCCAGUCACUCAUUCGCCUCACGCCGAGUCGUCCGUCCCUUCCGCAAGCCCAGUGUGUCCCUCAAGCUCAGCUCAACCGAUCGUACACCGUCCUAGGGUCGAUAGUGGUACACACUUCAAGUGUACGGCGGCACGCGCAGACGCUCACUUUCCACACAGUCCGAGCAAUCCUCAGUCCGAGUAGCACCACUCUACUUCUAGUAGUUGUAGCGCCCUCCCUUCACAACCGUUACCAUACUUUGCAGACGCGCACACCAGACGACGUCUCGCGGUCACAGCAGACGACGCGCCUCUGUCCUCACCCUGAAUUCACGCACCGGCGGUGUGAGAAGAUCAGCCCAAUUCGCUGACACGCGGCACGCGGCUCUGUCGCCUCUUUUUGCGGGCAUCAUUAGCAGUUAUAAUUCCGAAAUUCCGCUCGCCGCAGCCAUGGCGUCCUUGCAAGCGGAGUCGCCGGGGGAAGGGGCCUCUCAGCCGCUCUCGCCAGUGGCGGAUCCGCCGCCCGUUCUUCAAUUCGCGCCGUCGUCGCAGACGUGGACCACGGAGGAAGACGCAGUGCUGCUGCGCCACGCGCUCAAGCACGGCACGCGGCAGUGGGGCCGCCUGGUGCGGGGCAAGCAGCUGGCGCGCGGCAACAAGGCGUGCUGCAACCGAUUCAUCUUCCUCAAGAAGAAAUUCGCUCAGAAGCACGCCAUCGUCGCCUCGCCAGCUCAGCAGCAACAGUUCAAGCAAGGCGCGUCCAUCGUCCUUUCCGCCAGCCAACCAGAGCGGCACACGUGGAGUCGCCCUGACGUGGCGUUGCAAUACGGCGGGCUGUCAUUGGACGAGUGCAUGCGGCUGUUCCUCCCCCCCGCCCUCCGAGGCGUCGUGGUGUCAUCUGAUGUUUCACCUGACGUUUCACCUGACAGCGCACCGGCACCUGUACCUGCUGCUGACGCUACUGCUGCUGCUGAUCACCCUGCCGAGGCUGACAGCGCAGAGCGCGAGCAGGUGGUGGCCGUGGGGGCAGCACGUGUAGCAGCAGCAGCAGUGCGGAGCAACACAGCAGCGGCAGCAGACCAGCUGGCUCACCUGCUGAGCAUGGAUGCACAAGCAGUGCGCGUGCGCACCACGGGCCCAAGCCACUCGUACCCCAUGGACCGAGGCGUGAAGAGGCAUCGCGAGGCCGACAUGGCGACCAGUGCGGGCCGCACUGCCAUCCUGUCCGCCAAUCAGCUCCAGGGCCUUCGGGGCGUUCAAGGCCUUCCAGGCGUUCAAGGCAUUCAAGUUCAAGGCGUUCAAGGCGUUCAAGGGCUCCAAGGUCUUCACCGGCUUGACAGCUCGGUGGUGGAGUUGUUGCUUGGGCGCGCCGACAGCCAGAGGCGCCAGCUACAGGCAGAGGGCAGGCCGACGCUUCCGUCCUCCUUGCUCCUCGCUCUUCUUCUCCAGCAAAAGCAGCAGCAACAGCAACAGCUGCCGUCACUGCUCUCGCAGGGAACAUUGGGUGCCGAGUCAAUGAGGUCAAUGCAGUCAGCACAGCCAAUCCAGUCUCUUCACGGAGCACCACUCUCGGCAGCCGCCCACUGCAGCAGCAUCAACGCGCUCUCGUCAGCCGCCGUCCCCGCCCUUGACUGGCCUCCCACCUUCUCGCCCUCCUUCUCACCCCUCAAGGCCUUGGAGACUUUCAAGUCCCUCGAGCAACCUCUCAAGUCCGCCGCUGUGUCGCGCCCAAGCACCUCGCUGCCUCUCCUUUCCCGCCGCCGUGGCGCUCCCCUCUCAUCCCUGGAGUCGUCCACAUGGCGCUCCGCCGCCCACAUGAAUGUCGCCUUUGGGUCGGUGUCAAGCUCUCCCUCUGGACAUUCUACCCACCUCAACUCUCCGCACUACCCUCUCACGCCCCCUCCUUCCUCACACCUUCACGCAACUGCUCCCAUCACCCCCACGUCACCCCCAGCACCUGCACCACCGCUGGCUCCAGUAACCCCUUCCGCCCUCAAUCCCGGGCUGCCCCUCCCCUCCUUCCCCUCUCUCUCCGCGCUCCAGUCCGCCCUCCACACUGCGCCGCACAACGUUCCCCCGGCUGUGCCGGACCACUCGCACCAGUAUCCGUCCCGCACCGCCUCCCCCAGCAACGCCGCUUCCUCGGCUUCUGUCAGCGGCUCCCCACAUUCCUCCCAACUCUCCCCCAAGCGCAACAUCGCUCCGGUGGAAGUGCAGCAGCCGCAGGCGGCAGCAGCACCGCCAGCAGCUGCAGCCCAACCUGUCGCAGCAGCAGAAUGUGCACAGAAAGCAACUCUGUUAUGUGCAGGAGACGCACCUCCCUUGGAUUCUUCUACGCUGGCGGACAUGAGGCCGCAUAAAACUGCCCGGACGAGUCGAGGCGUGCUGCCCCCUGCUGCUCUGGAAUUCGCCCGUUCUUUUUUUUCCCACCUGCCCGGCAGUGGUGAUCCCGAGGGAGGCAAGAGCAGUGAAGGGCGCGAGUCAUUGGAUCACACACGCACGAGUGCGAGGCAGGGUAGCCUUGCAGGCAACGCUGACACAGAAUAUGGAUCGCAGUUUGGAGCUGGAGCAAUGGAGAUGCCUCAAGUGGCUCUCCAACCUUCAGUUCUGGCCACGGCUGCCGCAUCAACUGCUUCUCCUGCUGUAAGUGCUUCGCCUGCAGCUGCGGCUGUUGCUGCAGCUGCGGAGGGCACGUGCCAUGGGGAGCUAUCCAUCUGGAAGGAUCUGAUAGAGUUGGAGGUGGGGACUGAGGGAGGCUUGUGCUGUGAGGAGAAGAUCAAGGCGUUGACAGUGGGCUCUUUCUGUGAGCUGGAAAACCUUUUUUGCGAGGAAGAGCCGUCCAAUGUGGCACCAUAUGGUAUGGUGUGAAGCGUGCAGAGAUUUUGAGCCCUGUAGUGUGAAUUUGGGCUGUUGUGGCUGGAAGAUAUAUGGUGUCACACAAAGCCUGCCAUUGAGAUGCAUUUUCGUCGUUUGUUUUUCGUUGGCAUAUGCUUGUGUCAAUGUGUAGACAUUGUUUUGAUGAGUCAUUAGGAUGCGACUGUAUAGUUUCAAACA
Molecule: messenger RNA, 4058 nt
Organism: Closterium sp. NIES-67
Lineage: Eukaryota; Viridiplantae; Streptophyta; Zygnematophyceae; Desmidiales; Closteriaceae
Source: the annotation of a GenBank genome assembly